Cryptotermes secundus is the source of this 3882-nucleotide messenger RNA. RefSeq names its product low-density lipoprotein receptor-related protein 6. The record is from RefSeq and is a predicted model, not a curated record. Gene Ontology annotation, molecular function: protein binding. Lineage: Eukaryota; Metazoa; Arthropoda; Insecta; Blattodea; Kalotermitidae.
CAUACCCAAAUCUGUUAUUCUCCACAUCAAAAGAUAUUCGAGUUGCCAGUGUUUCAAGACCCAACAAAGUAGUGACGAUUGUCAAGGAUUUGGAGGAAGGAACAGCCGUAGAUUUUUACCAUGAGGGCAACUUGGUAUGUUGGACUGAUAAUGGGCUUGAGAUGAUACAAUGUGUACCUUACAAUGGAACAGUCACAGGUGCAAAGGUUAGAGUUGUAACAACAGGUCUGAUUUCACCAGCUGGACUUGCAUGUGAUUGGUUAACACAGAAGUUAUAUUGGACCGAUGAUGAGACCAACCGUAUUGAAGUGGCCACCAUAAAUGGAGAGCAUCGGAAAGUUCUCUUUUGGGAAGACAUUGACCAGCCACGUGCAAUUACUCUUGUUCCUAUGAAGAGCAUAAUGUUCUGGACAGACUGGGGUGAAGUUCCAAAAAUUGAACGUGCUGGCAUGAAUGGUGAUCCUACAACUCGCAAGGUUAUUGUCCACGAAAACAUUUUCUGGCCCAAUGGUUUGACUGUGGAUUAUGAUGCCCAGCUGGUGUAUUGGUUGGACGGAAGGCUCAAGUUUGUAGAGGUGAUGGACUUUGAUGGCCGGAACAGAAAGACCAUCAUUAAAGAGGGGGUGAACUAUUCAUUUGCACUCACUAUGUUUCAGAACAAGGUCUAUUGGACAGAUUGGAAAACAUGGUCAAUUCAUGUUUAUGAUAAGACAUCCACUGCACCACCCAAAGAGAUCAUCCAUGGUGAUUAUAUUCCAAUGGAUAUUCACGUGUGGGAUGCACAGAGACAGCCACCAGGUGAUACUCCCUGCCGUCACGGAAAUGGUGGCUGCUCCCAUCUAUGCUUGUUGGCUCCGUAUCCACCUGGAUACUCGUGUGCCUGUCCCACCGGUGUCAAGCUCAUAGACAACAUGACAUGUGCUAAUGGUCCUCAGGAAAUGCUGAUUCUUGUCCAGAGAGUUGAAAUCUGCACCAUCUCCUUAGACUCACCAGACUACACCAACUUUGUGCUUCCUCUCAGUGGAAUCAAGCACGCCAUAGCCGUAGACUAUGAUCCAGUAGACGGAUACCUGUAUUGGACAGACGAUGAGGCCAGGGCACUGCAACGAGCUCGACUAGAUGGCUCAAGGCAAGAAAAUCUGGUAGUAACAGAAGUGGAGCAUCCUGAUGGACUUGCAGUGGACUGGGUGGCCCGCAACCUGUACUGGACAGACACUGGCACAGAUCGAAUAGAAGUGGCUAGACUCACAGGAGCUUCUAGGAAGGUGUUGAUUAAUGAAGAUCUGUUUGAGCCUCGAGCAAUUGCUGUUGCUCCAGAAAAGGGCUGGAUGUUCUGGUCUGACUGGAAUGAGAAGGCCCCUAAGAUAGAACGUGCAGCUCUAGACGGCUCCAGCCGCAUGCACUUGAUAGACAGGGAGCUUGGUUGGCCUAACGGCAUUGCUUUGGAUCUAGUGCGAGGCAAGAUCUAUUGGUGUGAUGCUAAGACAGAUAGAAUUGAGGUUGCUAAUAUGGUUGAUGGAAAGGACCGUCGUGAAGUUAUAAGCGACAACUUACCGCAUUUGUUUGGGUUGAGUCUCCUUGGAGACUACUUAUAUUGGACAGACUGGCAGAGGCGAAGUGUUGAUCGAAUUAAAGUUACUGGAAAUGGACGAGAAGUUAUUGCUGACCAGUUGCCCAACGUGAUGGGAUUGAAGGCAGUUCGACUGGGAGAUGUGAAAGGAAGUUAUCCGUGUACAUAUAACAAUGGGAACUGUAGUCACUUGUGCCUCAGCAGACCACAUGAUUACGUCUGUGCAUGUCAGAUUGGUUACGAAUUAGCAGCAGAUCAAAGAACCUGUGUCGUUCCAGAGGCAUUUCUUCUGUUCGCUCGAAAAGAGAACAUUGGUCGCAUAAGUAUUGAAAAUGGUAAUAAUGAUGCAGUCAUUCCUGUGACAGGAGUAAAAGAUGCCAGUGCUUUGGAUUUUGACAUCAAUGAGAAUCGCAUUUAUUGGACAGAUGUAAAAGUGAAAGCUAUAAGUCGUGCAUUUAUGAACGGUUCAGAUAUGCAGAAGAUCGUUGAAUUUGGCUUGGAUUCACCAGAAGGUAUGGCUGUGGAUUGGGUAGCUCAUAAUAUCUACUGGACUGAUACGGGUAGCAAGAGAAUUGAAGUUGCUGGAUUAGAUGGACGCUCUCGGAAAGUGCUAAUAUGGAAAGACAUAGAUGAACCUCGCAGUUUGGCAAUGGAUCCAAGAGAAGGAUACAUGUAUUGGAGCGAUUGGGGUUCUCAAGCUUGUAUCUCGAGGGCCGCUAUGGAUGGCACACGCCGUACCGUUAUAGUAGCAAAGGUGGGACGUGCCAAUGGUUUGACAAUAGACUAUGUUCAGCAUCGCCUCUACUGGACAGAACUGGGACAGCGUGUGAUAGAGAGCUCUGACCUGACUGGAAAGGAGAGAGCUGUAGUUAUUAGUGAGAACUUAGAGAAGCCAUUUGGGUUAACUCAGUGCUUGGAUUACAUCUACUGGGCAGACUGGAAAACUGGCAUCAUUGAGUGAGCCAACAAGACAAAUGGUUCAAAUAGAACCAUCAUUCACAGCAAGCUGGAAUUCAUCACAGAUAUUCUUGUUUUUCACACUUCACGACAGUCAGCUUGGAAUCAGUGUGCUGUAGGGAACGGCGGGUGUUCACAUCUCUGCUUAGCAUUGCCUCCAUUAGCAAGCAGCAGGCAGUCCAAUACACAUUACUGUGGCUGCCCCACUCAUUACACGCUUGGAGAUGGUAACAAGACGUGUAUAGGACCAAGAUCUUUCCUACUGUUUGGUCAGAAGAAUUCGCUGAGUCGCUUACUUCCCGACACUGAUGACUGUCCUGAUGUAGUCCUUCCCAUCCAUAGUGUGAAGAACAUUAAGGCUGUUGAAUUUGAUCCUGUUUCACAGUAUAUUUAUUGGAUUGAUGGCCGAACUCAGUCCAUCAAGCGUGCUUAUGACAAUGGCACACACACUGGUCCAGCUUUUGUGCCGUCUAGUAGUACCCAUUUCCCAUUUGACAUGGCAUUGGACCCAUAUGCAAGACUUCUCUACUGGACCUGUGCUAACACAAAUGCUAUCAAUGUGACAAGGCUGGAUAAUGGUUCAGCUGUUGGCACUGUGGUCAAGGUCGAUGGAGAGAAACCAUGUAACAUCAUUUUGCAUCCAGAGAAAGGGUUAAUGUUCUGGACGGAUGUUGGGUCAGUACCACAGAUCAUACGGGCUAACAUGGAUGGGAAAUCACGUGUGGUCAUUGCAUCGCACUUAGAGAAUCUGGUUGCAUUAGCAGUUGAUAGGGUGGCAGACCUGUUAUUUUGGGCCCAGCCUAAUCAAAUUGAGUCAUCAAAUUUGGAUGGAAAAGAAAGGAAAGUAUUGGUGAGAACAGGUCUGGUUCUUGUGUCAGGCUUAGCUGUGCAUGGUGAAUACUUGUACUGGGUGGAUAAAGACCAGUCACAGAUCGAACGAGCAAAUAAGACUGAUGGUAGCAGUCGAGGUACUGUGUUAACACGGUUGGCUCACCUGGUGUCUAUAAUGGCAGUUAAUUUUCCUACUGAGAAGAUGUAUUCGAAACAUGGUUGUAGUGCAGAUCGCCGCCAGGCUGGCUGUUCUCAUCUGUGCAUGGCCGUGCCCUCUGCCUCUACCAGUGGAUCCAAUGCCAUCCCAGUCACCUGUUCCUGCCCACAGAGUUUGGUCCUUCAUGAAGAUGGGCGAACAUGCAGUGCACUUCCUGCAUGUGGGCCAGAUCAUUUCACCUGUGCAAACCCUGCUGGGUCUAACAAAGACUGCAUACCGAAUACUUGGCGAUGUGAUGGACAGAAUGAUUGCCCUGAUGCUAGUGAUGAAGUCGGCUGCCCUGAUUGCAAGCCAAAUGAAUUCCGUU